Molecule: messenger RNA, 777 nt
Organism: Penaeus vannamei (Pacific white shrimp)
Lineage: Eukaryota; Metazoa; Arthropoda; Malacostraca; Decapoda; Penaeidae
Product: pro-resilin
Cellular component (GO): extracellular matrix
Source: RefSeq, a predicted model, not a curated record
UAAGAAAAGCCAUCGUUAGAAAAGCCAUCGUAAGAAAAGCCAUCGUAACAAAAGCCAUCGUUAGAAAACCAUCGUAAGAAAAGCCAUCGUAAGAAAAGCCAUCGUAAGAAAAGCCAUCGUAAGAAAAGCCAUCGUAAGAAAAGCCAUCGUAAGAAAAGCCUCGCCCAGCGUUGCAGAAACGCGAUAAGAACUCGUCCAUGAGUGACCUUGUUGUCUGAUAUAAAACGGUCAGUGACUGAGAGGCUGCAUCAGUUCCCUCUGAAACCACCGCAAUCACCAUGAACACCAAGGUCUUCAUCCUCCUCGGUCUCGCAGCCAUUGCUGCUGCAGACAGCUUCGAAUCCUUCGAAUACAGGCCACCACGUAGGGACUCUCAUUCCUUCGAGUCCUACGAGUCCGGUGAGGCCAAGUACGACUUCAACUGGGCUGUCGAUCACGACCCUUCAAGCAACGAGUUCGGACACCAGGAGGCCCGCGACGGCGACCACACUCAGGGAUCCUACUACGUGCAGCUCCCCGACGGCCGCCUGCAGACCGUCAAGUACUUCGUGGACGGCGACUCCGGCUACGUGGCUGAGGUCAACUACGAGGGCGAUGCCUCCUUCGAAUCUGGUUCCGACGAAUCUCGGGAAUACAGAUACAGAUACGACUCCAACGAGUCCAAGUAAACCACUAACCGAAGCUGACUUGUGAUAUUUGUUGAUGACAACUGCAGAGCUUAGUAUUUAUAUGCAAAUAUUUAUUAAAGAGUUUAAAUGAUAUAAAGCUAUUGUUUCA